Molecule: messenger RNA, 1881 nt
Organism: Mytilus trossulus (common blue mussel)
Lineage: Eukaryota; Metazoa; Mollusca; Bivalvia; Mytilida; Mytilidae
Exons: 11
Coding region: 1-1881 (626 amino acids)
Source: RefSeq, a predicted model, not a curated record
AUGCAUUAUAGAAUGAAGUCGGCCGUAGGAGUAUUAGUCUUCGGCCUGUUUGUAGUCUCUGUUGGUGCUUCUACCAGACAGCUAUUGCUGUUCUUGAACAGUACAUAUACCGACAGGUUACAGGAAUUAUGGGAGGGCCACUCAGGUUCUACAACAGUGACUGACGAUAUCUACAGGAAUAAAUAUUUGCUAGAGGAAUGGAAACUCAACAGAACAGUUCCAUUUAAAUUAUCAUUGAUACUACGGAACUCGUUUAACCAUACUUUGUUUAGAAUAUUCUUCAGUGUAUCAUACGCCACCAGUAUGUCAGAUUUAACCAGUGUGUUGAAUGGUUCAUAUGUGAUACCAACACAGUUCACAACAAUUACCGACGAAGUAGACACUAUGUUUGGAUCAUCCAGUAUACCAUUAUCUAUCAGGAGCCGUAAUGAUAGUUUGAAGGCCUACUUUGCCGUCGUCAAUACCUAUAAUGAUACCAAACUGCUGUUUUUGAAGCAUGAACAGAUUCCAUUCAGUGUAGGAAAUAGUGUCAUAUCAACAACCUACCAGUAUUGUGUUAAGUACUAUACCGGAUAUGAAGCCAUUGUAUCUCGUUCUUCUGAAGAAUUGACAUCCAUCGAUUCCUGCGCAUGGUUUUGCAAUGACACCAGCAGUUUUGCAGUACAGUCGACAAGUAGCAUGAUGAUCUGCGAAUGUGUUCUCGGGUCAACCAAUAUCGCCCAGCAUAUAGUGGACGAUACCUUUUGUCUCCCUUUCACAUUUAAAGAUGAAAACAAUGACGAUAAACCCUGUGGAAUGUCACAAGUCAUGGCAGUUUACUCACAUGAUGUAACAAAUUUUGACAGCCACAGUGUUAUGUUCUCUGAAACAGAGGUAAAUUUGGCAGAUAACGACAAUUCAAAAACUUUCACGGUUGAAAUUGGAAAUGGAACAAGUGAAGAUAAAAUCAUAACUGGUAUUUCAAUCUCCAAAAUAAACUUUGCCAUCAGCAGUUUCACAUUUGAAUAUUCCGGAGAAAGUUGUUCAUAUAAUGAUUCGUUUCAAAGAUAUACUGAAUUUAACCCACAGGUGUUUGAUGCUUCAACAAUACAAAUGAUUGAACCUCUACGUACAUCGUGUUUGAGGUUGACAAUCUACCCAAGUGAUACUGCACUACCUGUUCAGCCUCGUUGUCUUGUUGUAUUAUACGAACCCUCUGAAGACUAUGUUACUGCAGAUAGAAUUGGAAUAUACGGAUAUUACCACGACAGCACAGUUGACACUAGUGGUUCUACAAUAGAAACAUCACAACUGGUGACCUCUAUACUCCCUACGUCACAUAUCGACACGGUGGCAUUGACAACAUCACAACUAGGGACCUCUAUACUCCCUACGUCAUAUAUCGACACAGCUGUAUUAUCAACAUCACAAUUAGUUACCUCUAUACUACCUACUUCACAUAUUUACACAGAUACUGUGGUUGCAUCGCAAGGAACUACAUGUACUUCCUCACCAACAACUGUUUGUUCCGAUGAUACUACGCCUACAACAGAGGGAAUCACAGAACCGACACGUUCUCAAGAAAAAUCGAAUACUUUGACAUGCUUGUCUUUCUGCUAUCAUAAAUAUCAUAAAAACUUAACGAGAGAACAUGUUCAGGACAUCAGAGACGAAAUUAGACAGUUUCUGUUAGUUGACACAAAAACCCUCUCAUCACAAAUUAGAAAGAAGAUCUCAAUACGCGAUAGAAGACCUAGUGCUACGAUUAUAGGGACCAUUCCGAUCAGUAUUCUGUUAUCAAUUAUUGGGUGUGUUGUUCUGUCAGAUUUAAACAUUAUAAGGAUACAUGUUUACGGUAUGGUGAAAAAUAUAAAAGGAUUGUUAUCCUUUAUUAGAAGAUAA